Schistocerca gregaria is the source of this 4482-nucleotide messenger RNA. RefSeq names its product leucine-rich repeat-containing protein 15-like. The transcript is spliced from 8 exons. The coding region runs from base 381 to 1955 and encodes 524 amino acids. Gene Ontology annotation, cellular component: extracellular matrix. The record is from RefSeq and is a predicted model, not a curated record. Gene Ontology annotation, molecular function: protein binding. NCBI's taxonomy places the organism in Eukaryota, Metazoa, Arthropoda, Insecta, Orthoptera, Acrididae.
GCGCGCGGCGCGGCUGCGUUUCGUAACUCGGACACGUCCGCAGGUGCAGCGGCGUCGCUGUGAGAACGGGCCCGGUCUUCCCGCCGCCGCCGCCGCCGCCGCCGCCACUGCUGUCCUGGUUGGAGGUCACCCGCGGUUUCCGUGUUUUGCUGCGGCGAGCGCUCGCGGCCGAUCUCUCGCCAGUGCCCCGGGCGACGGCGGCCAGUCAGCUGUUGAGCUGCCGCUAGGGACGGACGUCUCUCCCGCGGCCCACACCGCGCCACGCCUCAGGCCAGCUGACAGCCUCGCCCCACAGUGGUCAGUCGCCCGCCGAGCCGCGCUCCACCGCGCCUGUGGUGUCGCACUGCCUGUGGCCGACGUCCGCGGAACCCGACCCAACCAUGAGGUGCCACCUGGGACCGCCGCCGCUGGUUGUGGUCUCCAUCCUGCUGCUGAGCCUUCCGGCACCGACGCUGGCUGUGUUCCCCUGCGUGCUGCAGGAGGGCACAAUGCUGUGCGACUCGCGCAACCUGACGUCCGUGCCAGACCUCUCGGACCAGCCCGCAGACAAGGUGACUGAGCUACGGCUGGAGCGCAACGCCAUCCGUGACGUGUCUGGAGGCCCGCUGGUCAACCUGACGGCACUGCGCGUCCUGUCUCUGGACUGGAACUCGCUAGCCGACCUUCCAGAGGACCUGCUCGACGGCAGCCCCGCGCUGGAAGUCCUCCAGGUCGGCUGGAAUCAGCUGUCCGCGCUGCCGCCACGGCUCUUCGACAACCUGGCCCAGUUCAGGGUACUGCGUGCCGCCAACAACCUCAUCGCUGAGCUAGACAAUUCGACUUUUGCGUCGACGCCACUGCUGGAGACUGUGGACUUACGCAGCAACAUGUUGAGGUCGCUGGAGCCUGGGACGUUCACCGGCCUCAAGAGUCUUAAGGAAGUCAUCCUCGAAGAUAAUCACCUGUCCUUGCUUCCACCAAAGACCUUCGGAGGCAACCCCAACCUCGUGACCCUGAUGCUGGGCAAGAACAGUCUGUCGGAGGUUCCAGCGGACGUCUCAGGAGCGAUGCCGUCUCUGCAGUACCUGGACCUGGCGGACAACAGCCUCUCUGUGUGGGAGCGCGGCGCCUUCCGGGAACUGCAGCAGCUCCAGACGCUGCUUCUGUCUCGCAACCACCUGUCCAGCUUGACUGCAGGUGCCCUGGACAACCUGCCAGAGCUGACGGAGCUCCGCCUCAACGAAAUCGGCCUCACCACGCUGCACCGUGACCUGUUCGUCAAGCAGACGAGCCUACGGUCCCUGCAGCUGCGCAACAACUCACUGGCUCGCGUCGCGCCGGGCACCUUCCGCUUCAACGGGCGCCUGGCGUCCCUCUACCUGGACAACAACCACCUGGCCGACAUCGAGGUGGGCACCUUCGAUCACCAGGGCGAGCUGGCCUUCCUCGUGCUCAGCGGCAACAGACUCACCACUCUCCGCCGGACCAUGUUCACCCGCCUGCCGCGGCUCUCGACGCUGAUCGUGAACGACAACCGGGUGACGAGCGUCGACCGCGACACCUUCUGGGACAACCCGCUGCUCUCCGUGCUCAGCGUCAUCGGGAACGCCAUCGAGAGGCUGCCCGCUGACCUCUUCAGCCGCAACCCGAACCUCCAGGAGGUGCGGCUGCGUAUCAACCGGCUAUCCCUGGUUCAGCCCGGCACCUUCCGCAACAACUCCCGUCUCCAGUACCUGGAGCUGGAUCACAACCUACUGCAGACCAUGGACGUCUCCGUUAUAGAGCCGCUCGUCUGGCUCAAGGGGCUGACUCUGGAGGGCAAUCCGUGGACGUGCGACUGCGCGCUGGAGCCGCUCUUCACCAAGAUCCGCAAGCACGGCAUUGUGGUCAGGGCCGAUCCUGCCAUCUGCGCCAGCCCUCUGGACCUUAAAGGCAAGGAGGUACUCAAGGUGGUGGGCGAGCUGCAGUGCGGCUGAGAUGGCACCGGCGCCAACAACGCAGGCUGGGCGCAGGGCGAGGAAACUGCCUGUAGUUCAUCUCCACAACACACCACACGCCACUCCACUCCACUACACAACACCACACUACCAGCUCCACUCAAGCGACUGUUGCAUUUAGUACACAUUAUUAUACUAGGUAUAGUAGUACACCUUACACUACCAACUGCACAGAAUUAACUUUUCUAUAUAGAAUGUACCAUUGUGUAUUGUAUUACAUCAUAUGUAAGUAUACAUACCAUGCUACAAAUUCAGUUCUGCAUCACGAAACACUCUCCACCGCAUGGAAAUGACUGUCAUAUAUAUAGGGUGUAAAACAAUGAUGAUUCAGAAAUUUGGGAGAUUGGAGAGGACGAAGUUUUGAACGUUUUGAUGUGAGGUUCCUGUAACUUGAAAUGUGAAGUUUUUUCUGCAGCACUAUGCACUUUCUCCCCCAUUCCCCCCCCCCCCCCCCCCCCCAAGACUAAAUGAAACAUCAGAAUACUGUGUGUGUAAAACCUCUUGAUAUGAGAUAAAGUCAAAUACUGUAAAUGAUAUCAGUGGCUUCACUACUAUAGCCUAAACGUUCAAUGUGAUGACUAUCAAGCCCCCUACAUAAUGUACAAAGACGAACCAUGUUCCCCUAAUUCUCUAUAGAAUUCUGCACUCCCGUCUGAGGGUAUCAACCAUUGACUUGCCAUUAUUUUUAACCAUAGCCGACCCUAUAUGUACCAUUUAAGUUUACGAAAAUCAUAUUUUGUCCUACACUCUUUCCUCAAAUAUAUAUAAUUUUUUGACAACAAAUCUUUAUAAAUUUGUACUUAUUAUUUGUUGAAGUGAUGACGAGUGAAGAUGUUAUUGUUGAUCAUUCUUCCGGGUUAUAUGGCCGUGGUCCACGGAAUUCUUCUACUCCUAACGUUUCGUCCAAUACUACGUUGGACAUCUUCAGAAGUAUGGCCGGUCCUGUUGAGUCCUGCCGACUCGUGAAAGCCUUCUUUGUAUGAUUAGAAGAUGUUAUUGUUUCAGAAUAUUUUGUUGGCGUGCUACACCCGAAAAAAAACACAGGGGUGUGCAACGCCACACAACAUUUCUCACACUCACACCAUGCACCACUUUUCUUCCUUGCUUUCCACACUGCACAAUUUCUGGUGCGUGCUUUCUUGAUGGGAAUGGGGGGGGGGGGGAGAUGAAACUAACAAAAGCUGAAAACGAUUGGUUAUAAAUUCAUUUGUGUGGCCAUAUCAUCCAUAGUUGCUUUACAGUUACGGAGGGUAUUUUCGUUCUGUUAUUGCAACUACAAAAAAAUGUUUUUUUCAGUUGACAUGUUUCGCUUUAUUGAGGUAAAGCAUCAUCAGUGGUGGUGGUUUCAACUUGAUUUCUCACCUACAUCGGAGAAUACCGUCGUUGGUGGGUGAGGGACCAAGUGAACAUCACACCACUGAUGAUGCUUUACCUCAUUGAAUCGAAACGUGUCUGGUGAAAAUCACACUCAUUUUCCUGUAGUUGCAACUACAGAAUGAAAAUGCCCUCAGGGAUUGCGUAUAACUCGCAAAAUAUGGAAAUAAAUAGAGUAUGUUAUACACCACUAAACAGAACAGUUUCUAAGCUAUCCAGAGAUAUAUAACAUGUCAUGCCAUCUAUUAACAGAGAAGCAGAAACACUAAGGAGAAGUUAUAGCCGGCUGUGUCAGCAAAUGGGUUAACAUGUGCUGAGUAAGCUCAGAUACUGUUUCUGCUGGUGUUGUGUACACAAGAGAGUUUACAUAGACUCGAAGAAAACGAGGGGUGAGGUCAGGGAAGUUCACAGGCGAAGGGACUGGACAUUUGGUUACAAAUACUCUCUGGCUGAAGUUUCAUGCGAGAUACGCCCUGGCCUGACGAUCAAAGUGUAGUGUAGAACCUUCAUUCUUAAACCACAAAGUAGUGCGCAGUUGCAAGGGAACGUCCUCCAGACGUUCAGUCGAGGCAUUGUUUUGAAAGUGCAGAUACGAUGCACUAUUCAACCAAUCUAGUAAGAUGUGUAGUCCAAUAAGGUGAUCUCUAAGAACCACAGCCCAAGUAUUCACUGAGAAUCUGACCUGAUAAUUUCUCGUACAAGUAGUGCAUGGACUUUCUGCAGCCCACUGGUGGCGGUAGAAAAUUUAUUUCUACCUUCGGUGUCUUUAUAUAUCAAAAUGCUCAAAAUUUCCUCCUCUACAAUCUCUCAGUUCCUUAAAACGUUAAUCUGUUAUACCUGGUAUACAAUUACUUUCCUUGCAUUACCACAUUUCGAGCUCAUGACUACGCGCCUCAUACCAAAUAUUUUAAACCGCUGCAUAUUCUCCGUGUUUCAUAGGUGAAUAACAUUUUAGUUAAAGAAACACAGUGAUUUGGACAGUAUUCAGCGUACAUGUUGUACACACGCUGCUCGUGUAAUUUUUUCCCAUUGUUUUGUUACAGUGAGUGUAAUUAUUGACUGACUUGUGUAUUGUAAGAUAAAAUGUGAAGGUUAUUUAUUUAUAUUUGUAAAUAAAGCGACAUAAAACUUA